This is a messenger RNA of Didymosphaeria variabile, 2511 nucleotides long. RefSeq lists its product as uncharacterized. The transcript is spliced from 2 exons. NCBI's taxonomy places the organism in Eukaryota, Fungi, Ascomycota, Dothideomycetes, Pleosporales, Didymosphaeriaceae. Gene Ontology annotation, molecular function: 3-phosphoshikimate 1-carboxyvinyltransferase activity; 3-dehydroquinate dehydratase activity; shikimate 3-dehydrogenase (NADP+) activity. Gene Ontology annotation, biological process: chorismate biosynthetic process. The record is from RefSeq and is a predicted model, not a curated record. The coding region runs from base 1 to 2511 and encodes 836 amino acids.
AUGGCGUCCGUUGCGGUGGGCACGAAGCGAACAUUCUCCGCAAUGGUCGGUGACGCGGCUCGAAACGGCGACUGGGCUUCCCCAGCGAGGCCAUCCAGCUCCCUUGGACCUGACCGUCCGCGCGUCCUAGGUGUUGAAGGAACCUAUUCAAUGCAAUCAAGUGCGCGAUCCACACCACGAACCACACCUACCCCAAUCCCUCUCGUAGAGUCUCGACGAGUAUUCGACCCGAAUGCGUCCAUUGUAUUGAUGGGAAUUCGCGGGACUGGAAAGUCUACUUUGGCGAUUAUGGCCUCGAUAGCGUGUCGACGCCGCGUAGUAGAUGUGGAAAAUGUGUUCCAGGAAGCCACGGGUUUCUCUACCUCCAAGUAUCGAAAGCAAUUCGGGGCUUCGAACCAUAACCUGCGACAAGAGGAACUCCUGCGCAACAUACUCCAGUCGCAUGCAAAAGGCGCAAUCAUCGUCUGCAAUGGAAGCUCACUCGAGCGCAGCGGGCAGAUGCUACUUCAAGAUUUCUCCAGGUCGCAUCCUGUCAUACAUAUUCUACGAGAUAUGAAAAGUGUACACGACUAUCUAGAGGUGCUCGAGUUAUCCAAGCUAAAGGACAUUGUAGCCUUUAGCGCCCCCAUGUUUCGUCGAUGCUCCAACUACGAGUUCUACAAUAUUUCCGAAACGAAAGCUGCAUUCUCGGUAGUGCCUGCGAACCAGACUUCCGUGCCUGCGUUUCUAACGCUGAAACGAGCCGAACGGACUUUUCUAAAAUUUCUCUCGCUAAUUGUGCCCAUCCAAAGCGAAAAUGCGCCGCUGGAACAAGGACUUCGCCUCCCGUCUGCUGCGGAACGAGCUGGUUUCCCACUGUCGGGAGUACCAGUGGAACUGAGGAAAUAUACUUGUGCAGUACAAGUUCCAUUGACCGAUCUUUGUUCAGAAGAUGUCGACAUUGAGCACCUGGAAUUUGGCUCUGACGCAUUUGAGAUAGUCAUCGAGCCUGAAGACGUAGAUCUCUACCAUUUUGACGAUCCUUCGAGAGCGACCAUCAUCAGUCGAGCCAUAUCUAGGGUUCGGAGAAGUACAGUCGUUCCGAUUAUAUAUCAUGUAACACCCGCGGAACCUCAACAACGAACAUCAUACAUCGAGCAUGUCCAGCACGGCUUGCGCUUGGGCCCAGAGUUCGCUACCGUCGAUCUGCGCCUGGACGAGGAGACUGUACUGAAUAUGAUCGAGACAAGAGGGUCAACCAAGAUCAUUGGCCACCUUCAUGCCCCGACCGACUGGUACGAUGCUUUCUGGGUCGAAAACUACGACAGAGCGAUGCGAUUAGGAUGCACUGCUGUCCGAUUCACCCGGCCGGCUAAUUUUAUGGAUGAUAAUCAGUCUGUCCAGAGUUUUCGGAAUAAGAUAUACGAUAAGACGGAGAGGAUCCCGUUGAUAUGUUUCAAUACUGGACGAGCGGGUCGUCGUUCAGCAUGCUUCAACCAAGUUCUGACCAGCGUAAUUCCAGAGUCAGUACGAGACGGUCCAUCCUUUGCUGAAAGAGUCCGGCGAAAUCCGGAGACUUCGUGGCUGUCUGUUCGAGAAGCAACACAUAUUCUGUACGCCUCUUUCACCUACGAUCCUAUGAAGUUCUACAUUAUGGGUGCCAGCGCUGGAUACAGUUUAUCACCGGCAAUGCACAACGCAGCUUACAAGGCAUGCGGUAUGCCUCAUCAUUUCGAGAGGCUGCAGACUAAUUCGUUGAACACACUGCAGGAGCUGGUGCAAGAUGUUAGCUUCGGAGGCACAGCUGUGAGCCAGCCCUUCAAGCUAGAAGUCAUAUCGCUAGUGCACUCUAUGAGUCGGCACGCACGGGCAAUAGGUGCAGUCAAUACGUUAAUUCCUGUGCGACACCUAAACAAAAACGGUAGCAUCCCGGGAGAUCUUGAGUUGUUCAUGGAGCGCAAUCAAUCUGGUCCGAUCAAAGCCUUGUACGGGGACAAUACAGAUUGGAUAGGCAUAAGAUCAUGCAUUCGAAGGGGGUUGUCGCCCGCCAACGCCGUGAGACCAACGACCUGUGGCCUUGUUAUCGGUGCUGGAGGCAUGGCCCGCGCGGCUGUAUACGCCAUGCUUCACAUUGGUGUGCAGAACAUCAUCAUCUACAAUCGCUCCCAUGCGAACGCAGAGAAGCUCGUGAAUCAUUACGAGCGUCUCAUCUCAUCUGCGUUAAGCACGGGUUUACUACCUACAAGUCAUCAAGACGCAGAGCCAAAGUUCCGCAUUCUGCGGUCUCUCGAGGAUAAAUGGCCGUCAGACCUCCGCCCUCCUACCAUUAUUUUGUCCUGCAUUCCCACGCAUCCUAUCGGAGAUGCCCCGGCACCAAGCUUUACGCUUCCGAAGCAGUGGCUGCACAGCCCAUCUGGCGGCGUGGUGAUUGAAUUGGCUUAUCGUACGCUCAAUACGCCUCUGAUGAAGCAGAUCAGAGGGGAGACAUCGGGCGCUUGGGUGUGCAUGGACGGGCUGGACCUUUUUGCCUGA